This is a messenger RNA of Peromyscus californicus insignis, 1631 nucleotides long. RefSeq names its product small ubiquitin like modifier 3 (gene Sumo3). Gene Ontology annotation, cellular component: nucleus. The transcript is spliced from 4 exons. Gene Ontology annotation, biological process: protein sumoylation. Bases 139 to 471 code for a protein of 110 amino acids. Gene Ontology annotation, molecular function: ubiquitin-like protein ligase binding; protein tag activity. NCBI's taxonomy places the organism in Eukaryota, Metazoa, Chordata, Mammalia, Rodentia, Cricetidae. The record is from RefSeq and is a predicted model, not a curated record.
GGCGCGCCAGGAUUUAGGGAUAAAGCGCGGCCCCGCGACAGUUGCGGCGGGAGAGCGGCGGGGCAGAGAGCGUGACUCGCCCGCUCCAGUGCCACCGGUUCCCGCUGCGCUUCCCGCCGUCGCCGCCGACGCGCAACCAUGUCGGAAGAGAAGCCCAAGGAGGGAGUGAAGACAGAGAAUGACCACAUCAACCUGAAAGUGGCGGGGCAGGAUGGCUCAGUGGUGCAGUUCAAGAUCAAGCGGCACACUCCACUGAGUAAGCUGAUGAAGGCCUACUGCGAGAGGCAGGGCUUGUCAAUGAGGCAGAUUCGAUUCCGGUUUGAUGGGCAACCAAUCAACGAAACAGACACUCCAGCCCAGCUGGAGAUGGAGGAUGAGGACACCAUUGACGUAUUCCAGCAGCAGACAGGAGGAACAGCUCCCCGAGGGACCGUCCCCACACCCAACCAUUGUCCUGACAUUUGCUAUUGAAUGGUGACCAUGCAGCCACGCCAAUCACAGAAGAGUCAGCAGAAGCCAGAGUCACCGCUUGGAGUGAACUACAGACCAUAUGCAGGGACGCGAGUAUUAUGUAACUUGGCCAACAAGAGUGUUUGGUUUAGGGAAAUGAGAUGUGAGGUUUUGGGAUUUGUUUUUUGUUUUUGUUUUCGUUUCUGUUUCCUCCCAUCCCUAAAAUACUUUUCCCCCCAAACUUGGGGCUGGAUGUAGACUCUCAGCCUGUGGCCCAACUCUGCCCCCAGAACUGUGGUUCCCUCUGGUUUGACUUGUCCUAACCAAAUAGAGAGCUUGUGGUCACAUUCCCCAGUGGGCAUGCUAUGGGAUGUUGAGGGGGGGAGAGGGACAGAAUUCCACCUAUUUGUUGUAGGCAAAGAAUAUUAAAAUGUGAAAUACUAUAAAUUUGAGCUUUGUCAAACAUCUGGUGAAGUUCAAGGGAAAAGACCAAUGCUUUUAAAAAAUGUAAGGAGUCCUUAAGUACUGUGACCCAACUACUCCUGCACACGCCCCUUUCUCCUUGGUAUCUGGGAGUGGGUACCUGGGCAAGGCUGGUACAGUGAAACCCACUCUCUUCCCUUUUCAUGAUGUAGAAGAAAGUACUUGCCCUGUCUCAUUUGGAAAUUGAAUGUGGCCUCAGAUUCUUUCUAGUACUUGGUUCCGAUACAUAAUUAUGGUUUCUGUUUAAGAAGGUAAUUGGUUAAGUAUCAAGUUUACAGUGAUGUUGUGUAAGAGACUUGCUCUAAAGUGUGGCUGCAAAAGAAAGCCAGGGGAAGGUGGCCUCAUUCUCAUGGACUGUGCUCUGCCGCUUUACAAAUGUGUAUUCAAAUGAUGCAUCAGUGGGUGACGUCAGUCCUGCAUUGUGGGGUCUAUACCAGUUAAAUGUUCAUAGUUCUGCCUGUCAUCCUUCUGUAAGGAUCCAUUGCUGCUUGAUGGCCAUCUCUGCCUUUUAUAGUCACCUGACACUGACCUACCAUCUCUCGCUUGCUUAAAAUCCUGAGGAAAAUGUUCUUGUUUCCUGUUUUGCUGCGUGGGCUUGGGUGGGAUGUCUGUUGGCUCUGUUGUGUUUAUUCACCAGUUUGUACAUUAUUUGUUGUCCUUUACUACUGUAAACAGUAAAUAUAGUUUGGUAUUCUGUC